AUGUCAAAGCAAAAAUACCAAGUGACAUCAGAGGAAAAACAACCACCACCACCACAACAACAUCAAACGCACUCAUCGCAAAAGAAAACCCAAUCUGCCCUUAAGCCUCUCCCAGAAGAUAAAAUUGGAGAUUUUAAGGACCUCUGUGACCUUGAAGAUGAAGAGGAAAGUAUUUACGAGGUUCCUCUACCCCCGGACGGUGGGUGGGGUUGGGUUAUUAUGAUUGCCUCAUUUUUCACCAACAUGAUAGUCGACGGCGUCUGCUAUACUUUUGGUAUUGUCUUCAUGGGCCUGAUGGAAACCUUUGAAGCUGGGGAAACGAUUACCGCUCUCGUUGGGUCACUCGUUCCCGGAGUCUAUCUAAUCGUUGGACCGAUAGUUAGCGUCCUUAUGACAAAGUUUGGUUGUAGACUGGUUGCCAUCGUAGGCAGCUUCAUUGCAUCCAUAUUCUUCUUUGUCAGUGCGUUCUCCACCAGUAUCUACAUGAUGCUCGUCUGCUAUGGAAUCAUGGGAGGCGUGGGAUUUGGCCUGAUGUAUCUGCCCUCCAUAGUGAUGGUGGGGUACUAUUUCGAUAAGAAGCGUGCCCUGGCGACCGGGAUCGCCGUCUGCGGAUCCGGAAUCGGCACAUUCCUGUUUGCCCCCAUCGGGUCGUUCUUGGUUGAGACGUACGGUUGGCGCGGCUGCAACAUCAUCAUGUCGGCGGUCAUUUUGAAUGGGGUGGCCUUUGGCGCUUGCUACAGACCACUGGUUGGUGAGAAGAGGAAGAAAGAGAGGGUGCGUAGCGGGUCUGCCACGCCGUCGGGGGUCAAGUACGAAACUGGUGACGUCAGCAAUCGGCUUCAGAUUUAUAAGGGCAAAAGGGAUAGAACAAUUUCAGAGCGGUCGACAUCAGACGGCGCUGUCAUAACUGUGGAGAACGAGGUCCUAAAUGAAGCCGGGGACAACGUGACAGCUGUCAAUCUCACUUCGACCACGCCCACCGCUAAAACUUACACUGGCUCUACCAAUAAGAUAACAAGCAGUAGAAUGUCGUUGCAUCAUUCUCGAGUCAGUCUGAAGAGUCAUCAAGAGAGGCAGGCUGACGUGGAAAACCCCAUGCUAAGAAAGGACGCUCUCCUGAUUGGAAGCCACAGAAAUCUCGAUGAAUACAAAAAUGUGGAUGGUGACGUUGAAGAUUUCACAAAGGAGAUGGUCAUGAAGGAUGCUAUCCCGCUCACCAAAGGACAGCAGAUAAAGAAGUUUUUGCUGACUAUGUUUGACUUUAGUUUGCUAAAAUGCGUCACAUUCAUGUUACUCGCAUUCUCUGGUGUCUUUGUCUUUACUGGCCUGUACACGCCAUUCGUUUUUGUGGCCCAGAAGGCAAUCAAUGAAUUGGGUGUCACGGAGUCAAAAGCCAACCUAAUCCUCUCUGUCCUCGGUGUUUCUCGUAUUGUUACUGGUUUCGUCUCGGAUUUGAAAAGCGUUGACGUCAUCGUCGUUCAGAACGUGGCGGCCAUCUUGGCGGGAAUUUCCACCUGCCUGUUGUGUGUCCUCAAUUCCUAUUGGCUGCUGUGCAUCUACGCGGCUUUCUUCGGUAUUACCAUAGCUGCCUACAUAGCGCUACGUUCGAUCGUGAUGGUGGAGAUGUUGGGCUUGAGCAAGCUGAACAACGCGUUCGGACUCACUGCCCUCUUCCAGGGCGUGGCCGUCCUCAUUGGCAGUCCCAUGUCCGGCGCUCUCUACAAUUCAACUGGAAGCUACACAGCCUCAUUCGUCGUCUGCGGGAUCCUGAUCAGCUUGGGAGGUGUCAUUUGCAUCCCGGUUAGGCGGAUAGCGAAAUGGGAAAAUCCGAAAAACGAACCGAAACUAGAAAGGUCGAUUGGCGGGAAUACUCCGGCUGGAAAUACACCGACUUCCGAAAAUAAUCAGCUGAUUAAGGAUAAAAGAGAUGACUCUGGAGUCGUUUGAUUGGUUGGAUGAUUGUUUGGUUGAUUAAUUGAUUGAUUGAGUGAGGGAAUGAGUGAGUAAGUGAGUGAGUGAGUGAGUGUGCACGUUCUCGGACAGGCUGGUUGGUCUUCAAAUUCUCUCAAAAAAAAUUUAUGGAGGGUUAAAAUACAUGUCUGUGCGAAGCGUUCAACAUGGAUAAAAGUUGAACCCGGAUAUGAUUAUUACUUUCUUUAUAGUUCUAAUCAAUUAUGGGUUCAGUGAGUGAGUAAGUGA
Helobdella robusta is the source of this 2199-nucleotide messenger RNA. RefSeq lists its product as hypothetical. Bases 1 to 1947 code for a protein of 648 amino acids. The transcript has 11 exons. Gene Ontology annotation, biological process: transmembrane transport; monocarboxylic acid transport. NCBI's taxonomy places the organism in Eukaryota, Metazoa, Annelida, Clitellata, Rhynchobdellida, Glossiphoniidae. Gene Ontology annotation, molecular function: monocarboxylic acid transmembrane transporter activity. The record is from RefSeq and is a predicted model, not a curated record.